UUUAAACGCAAGACCCAAUCAGAAAUUAUAUUCCAUUUCUCGAUCGUAUAAUAUUAUACAAAUUGAAGAGCAAUUUUGAAUAAUUUCGAACAUGUAAACAUGUAAACAAGACUAAUCUAUAUAUGUGUCCCACGACAAAAUUCUCCUUCUAUCUCCGAGAAAGAGAUCCCAUGAUCCCAAGAAGAUCCUAAAUAUCUAGGACGCUCUGCUGACAACCGCUUUCAUGGUGUAUGGCUACAUGUAGCUCGACUCAUGCUAUGUAUACGUCCGUGUCCUUGUGAUCGAUAAUAAUCCCUUUUAGGCUAACCACGAUCCCCGAGACGAAAUAGUGCGAAGAUCUCGAUCGAAGCCUGUACUGAUCCUAAUGUGUGUUUUCUAGAACGCAACUACUCGCCAAGUGCUGCGAUCGAAUGGUAUUAUCAGUACCAGACGAUGUAUCUGCGAUUGAUGGCGGAGAAUCAGCUAACAGAGACGACGACGGAAACAACGACGAUUGAGGACCCGACGAGCGGUUGUCCUGGCAAAUACGUCAACGCGAUAAAAAUACAAAACGGCCAAUCGAAGGUGGAAGUCAACGGCAGUCAGUCAACUGCUGGACCGAUUCGCGAUUCCACGGGAUGGUACUCUUGUCCACGUUGCGGCAACGCCUACAGCAGACCUCAUUCGCUGAACAGGCAUAUAAAGUUCGAGUGUGGUGUGGAGCCGCAGUUCGAGUGUCCCAUCUGCCAUAAGAAAUCGAAGCACAAGCAUAACCUUGUGCUGCAUAUGAGAACUCAUCAGAAACCUUGAAACCUAUUAGCUUCGAGAACACUGUGACUAAGAAUUGCGUGUAUCUCGUGAUUUCGAUGUAAUUGUGUAACCUUAGUGAGGACGAUCGAUUGAUCGGUUCAGUAGAAUCUUGUAAGAUGAUACAAGUUACAUUUGAAGGAUCGUGACAUUGUCGUUUAUAAAACUAUCGAAUUGACUCUAUUCUAUUGAACGUUAUAGUUCAUUGUUGUUUUAUCUUCGAAGUACUUUUACGAUCAUCUGCGAGAUUUACAAAGCACCUUUUCUGGUACAAUAUCUUGAAUGAAAGAUCAAUUUUCUGGAUUUAAUGAUAUUUCUAGUCCUGCUGUCUUCUGCCAAUUGUUAAAAGAGAAAUAUUAUAAAAUAUUAUUCUUUAUUUUGUUGUGACCACACAUUACUUUAUGGCGAUUACAGACAAUAAAUGCGUGAUCGGAGGGAAAAAAAAUAUAUAUAUAUGGGUCAUUCCAUGUGAAAGGGGUACGCUCAAAAAUUAGA
This is a messenger RNA of Dinoponera quadriceps, 1281 nucleotides long. Its product is annotated as protein glass-like. The record is from RefSeq and is a predicted model, not a curated record. The coding region runs from base 433 to 789 and encodes 118 amino acids. Lineage: Eukaryota; Metazoa; Arthropoda; Insecta; Hymenoptera; Formicidae. The transcript has a single exon.